Cladophialophora immunda is the source of this 1901-nucleotide messenger RNA. RefSeq lists its product as uncharacterized. The record is from RefSeq and is a predicted model, not a curated record. The transcript has 6 exons. Bases 421 to 1602 code for a protein of 393 amino acids. Lineage: Eukaryota; Fungi; Ascomycota; Eurotiomycetes; Chaetothyriales; Herpotrichiellaceae.
GCAUCACGCAGCAUUUCCAACAACCAUCCUCAGCUCAAUAUCUAAUCUGAUAUCUCGUCCUUCUCGGCACAAAAAUAUCCCCUUUGUCCAGAAUUCUCAGCUGUGCCGAUGGCCUUCAGCUCUGACAAAUACACACGCUUUCAUUGGCCAACGAGUGGAGAACAACGACCUUGGGUCGUAUGAUAUCAGCGAGCCAACGCGCUCGCGCGCUCAGCCUCAAUGCAGAUGCCUGCAAGGACAAGAACAGCACACGCAAGCUUUGCUCGGCAGGGGCUUCGAUCGCCACGGCAAUGUGGUACUUAUAAGCUCCUUGCCGCCGUCAACAUGCAGCUUGGGAUUCCCUUUCCCAUAUAGAACCCUCAAUUGCAGAGAGCGUUGUUCGGGUGUUCAACAAUUAACGGGUUUUUCCUGGUCACCAACAUGAAGAUGCUCACGAGACUUGUUGCAUAUUCUGGACUCCUGUCGUCAUUCGCGGCCUAUUCUUUCGCCAAACAGGCACAAUUCUACGAGAAAUCAGAGAACUUUGGGUUUGCCAUAUCUUCUACCGGCAAUAAUGGCAACGCCGCCGCCGAGGAGUUCAACAUGCAGAUCUCGGCGCCCACGUCCUACGGCUGGGCCGCAGUAGGCACCGGCGACCGGAUGCACGACUCCCUCAUGUUCAUUAUAUAUCCUUCUGGCCAAGGCAAUGGCGUCACGCUUAGCGUGAGAACCUCGAGUGGCCACGACACGCCGGAGCCCGUGUCUGGUGUCAAUGCAACCGUGCUCAACUCCGAGGUCGAGAACGGAAAGAUGACAGCAACUAUACAGUGGUACCAGAGCUCAAGCCACAAGUUCAACAAAGUCGAUGUGACAAGAACGAAGCAAUCAUGGAUAUGGGCGGUUGGGCCGAAUGAGCAAGUCCAGUCGAACUCCAUCGAUGCAGAAAUCGACCAACAUUCACAUUAUGGCGUUUUCUUUGUCGACAUGACCGCGACACAGAACGCAGUCGCCACCGUCCCAAGCAUAUCAGGCACGUCCAGUGUCUCGGCAGAAGGUCAGCCCGACUACUACCACGGCCUCGUCUACGCACACGCAAUCCUCCUGGGCGUUGCAUUCGUCAUUGUGUUCCCCGUGGGCGUCCUCGGGCUGCGGUGGCGAUGGUCGAUCGCUUUCAAGGUGCACUGGAUGCUCCAACUCUUCGCGACGGUCGGGGCAUACCUUGGCCUGGCGGUAGCGAUCGCCCUGAGCAUCACCGGGGUCGAAUACUCGGCGUUUGACGAGACCCAUCAGAUCCUGGGGAUUUGCGUCGUCGCCGUCCUCUCCUUCCAGGUCGUCAUGGGCUAUAUCCACCACCUCAACUACAAGAAGGUCGGCCGCCGCACGGUCCCCUCGCAUUUCCACAUCUGGCUUGGCCGCGUUCUCAUCUACGCGGGCAUGGUCAAUGCCAUCCUGGGUGCCUUGCUCAGCGACGACACCGGCAUUGCUAUCGCCGUCGGCAUCGUCUCGGCCGUGCUGGCCCUCGGUCUCGAGUUCAUGGCCUUCCGCCACCGCCGACAGUACAGCCGAGUAGGAGACUCGUCGAAGAAUUCGUCCAACAUCGCGCUCAACAGCUUUCAAGAAUAAACAUAGGACGAAGAGGCUGCUGUUGUGGAUAAACACGAGACUCAGAAACAAGAAAAACAACGUUUGCUUGGAGAUCACUCUAUGAGGAAUCAAGACUGGCUAGAUCAUCCUUUGAGCAUUAGACGGUUGUUGGGCGUUGGCGUCGUUGUGUCAGGGCAAGGGGAAACAUUGGCAGGGCAGGAACAUUAUACCGAAUACCAUGAUACAAGGCGUAGACUCUUGAUGCUACAACUCUUAGAUGUAGGUGGUGACACACUUGGAGGGCGCCACGCUGUCAAUUAUAUCGUUCGUGGCUGUCA